Molecule: messenger RNA, 411 nt
Organism: Didymodactylos carnosus
Lineage: Eukaryota; Metazoa; Rotifera; Eurotatoria; Philodinida; Philodinidae
Source: the annotation of a GenBank genome assembly
AUGGCUCGCACAAAACAAACUGCCAGAAAAUCAACAGGGGGUAAAGCUCCUAGAAAACAGUUGGCAACGAAAGCAGCAAGAAAAUCAGCUCCAGCAACAGGUGGAAUAAAAAAGCCGCAUCGUUUUCGACCUGGUACGGUUGCUCUUCGAGAAAUUCGUCGUUACCAAAAGUCGACGGAGUUGUUGAUCCGCAAAUUACCAUUUCAACGCUUGGUUCGUGAAAUUGCACAGGAUUUUAAAACGGAUUUGCGCUUUCAAUCGUCGGCAAUCAUGGCAUUACAAGAGGCAUGCGAAUCUUAUUUGGUUGGUCUAUUUGAAGAUACGAAUUUGUGUGCAAUUCACGCAAAACGUGUAACUAUCAUGCCCAAGGAUAUUCAAUUAGCGCGAAGAAUACGUGGUGAACGAGCUUAA